AUACUAUAACGCCAUGGGUUUCCGUUUACCAAGAAUUGUUCAUGCUAGGAAAAGCCUUCAACGUUCUUCGUCAACAGGAAAUGGAGCAUCUCCGAAGGCGGUCGAUGUUCCAAAAGGGUACUUCACCGUUUAUGUUGGUGAGGUAGAAAAGCAGCGUUUUGUGAUCCCACUAUCUUACUUGAACCAACCUUCAUUUCAAGAUUUAUUGAGUCAAGUAGAAGAAGAAUUUGGAUAUGAACAUCCAAUGGGUGGCAUCACAAUUCCUUGCAGUGAAGACGCUUUCCUCAAUCUCACUCGAAGUUUGAAUGAGUCAUGAAGUAGAGAGAUUAACAUCUACUCUAGAUAGAUUGUACAUAAAAAGGAUCAGAAAUAGUACACAAUGUAAACUUUUUUGAAAUGAGAAAAGCUUGAUUCGUUGAAACUA
Molecule: messenger RNA, 424 nt
Organism: Cucurbita maxima (winter squash)
Lineage: Eukaryota; Viridiplantae; Streptophyta; Magnoliopsida; Cucurbitales; Cucurbitaceae
Product: auxin-induced protein 15A-like
Exons: 1
Coding region: 14-316 (100 amino acids)
Biological process (GO): response to auxin
Source: RefSeq, a predicted model, not a curated record